Molecule: messenger RNA, 690 nt
Organism: Lotus japonicus
Lineage: Eukaryota; Viridiplantae; Streptophyta; Magnoliopsida; Fabales; Fabaceae
Exons: 2
Coding region: 1-690 (229 amino acids)
Source: RefSeq, a predicted model, not a curated record
AUGGAAGGGACAGUUGGUGUGCUAGUGCAACAGCUGGCAGAGGUUUUUGUAUCUUGGGAUGAGGUUUUUGACUUGACUCGGAAUGUUGGAAAGAAAUUAGGCUUUGUUGUUGUUACUACGAGGUCUGAUUAUGGGAGCAUUACAAAGAAGGAAUUUUUGGCAUUAGGAUGCGAGCAGGGUGGCAAAUACAAUUUGUACAAGUUUGUCUUGAAGCGUCAGGGUACCAGAACAAGAAAGUGUGAGUAUCCUUUCAAGUUAAGAGCGAGACCAAGGAAGGACGACACGGGUUGGAGGGUGAAAGUGCUACAUGGAGAGCACAAUCAUGAGAGAUCGGAGACUUUGUUUGGCCAUGCAUAUACGUCGGUCACCAUCAGACAAAUGUCAAUGAACGUAUGUCAUACAUUAAGUCCAAGAGGGGGCUUUGAAAGAAAUACAACACUUGAUGAGGUUGUUGGAGCAAGACAGGCUGAAGAAGGAUCCAUUGUGGUUAGAUCUCUAUUAUGGGCAUAUCUAGCUUCAACUCAGUUUUUUAAUCAAUUCCCCACUAUUGUUUUGAUUGAUAGAACCUACAAAACCAAUAAGUAUAAGAUACAUUUUCUGGAGAUGGUAGGUAUGACAUCAAUUGACAUGACAUUCACUAUAGCUUUUGCAUACUUGUCCAAUGAGCGUGAACCUUUUACAUGGCGCUAG